Mustela lutreola (European mink) is the source of this 435-nucleotide messenger RNA. RefSeq names its product late histone H2B.L4-like. Gene Ontology annotation, molecular function: structural constituent of chromatin; DNA binding; protein heterodimerization activity. Gene Ontology annotation, cellular component: nucleosome. Bases 1 to 435 code for a protein of 144 amino acids. Gene Ontology annotation, biological process: nucleosome assembly. The transcript has a single exon. The record is from RefSeq and is a predicted model, not a curated record. Lineage: Eukaryota; Metazoa; Chordata; Mammalia; Carnivora; Mustelidae.
AUGGCAGAACCUGGCUGUGAGACCUCCUCUGAGGAAAGCCUGGGCACGGAUGGAGGAGCCCACAGCAGCCAACCCAAAGAGCCCAAAACAGGUGCAGCCAAGGCGCCAAUGCUGCCGCAGCUGCCACCGCCACCACCCCCCAGCACUUCCCCCAUGCCGGACAAUUUCACCACCUACUUCCCCAGGGUUCUGAAGCAGGUUCACGAGGGCCCGAGCCUCUUGCAGGAGGCUGUGGGUGUCAUGGAUUCGUUCAUUAAGGACAUCUUCAAGCACAUCGCAGACAAGGCCUCUCGCCUGGCCUGCUCCACCAUGCGCACCACUAUCAUCUCCAGGAAGAUCCAGACAGCCGUGCACGUGCUGCUGCCCGGGGAGAUUGGCAAGUGCGCCGUGUCUCAGACCAGCAAGGCAGUCAUCAGGUACACCUUCUGCCAGUGA